Messenger RNA from Dracunculus medinensis (Guinea worm), 153 nucleotides. NCBI's taxonomy places the organism in Eukaryota, Metazoa, Nematoda, Chromadorea, Rhabditida, Dracunculidae. The record is from the annotation of a GenBank genome assembly.
AUGGUUCGAUUAGUCUUUCGCCCCUAUACCCGAGUCGGACGAUCGAUUUGCACGUCAGAACCGCUUCGGACUUCCACCAGAGUUUCCUCUGGCUUCAUCCUGCUCAGGCAUAGUUCACCAUCUUUCGGGUACCAGCGCAUACGCUCUAACUAG